Messenger RNA from Eucalyptus grandis, 634 nucleotides. Its product is annotated as hydrophobic protein RCI2B. The transcript is spliced from 3 exons. Gene Ontology annotation, cellular component: membrane. Lineage: Eukaryota; Viridiplantae; Streptophyta; Magnoliopsida; Myrtales; Myrtaceae. The record is from RefSeq and is a predicted model, not a curated record. The coding region runs from base 199 to 375 and encodes 58 amino acids.
UCCGUUGCUCACUUUCACUUGCAAGUAUCCCUCAAAUCUCUCUCUCCCGAGCUCUUCCGUUCCCUCUCGAUUUCUCUGUUUCUUCUCCAUUUUCUCGAGCUCGUUCGAGAAGGGGCUUUUUCUGCAGAGAGCGAAUCCGCUCCUCCUUCACUUCGGUAAAGAGAGAGCUAGCGGAAGAGAGAGAAAGGAACAGGAAAAAUGCCGGACGAGAGCACAAUGACCUUCAUCGACAUCAUCCUCGCCAUCAUCUUGCCUCCUCUCGGGGUCUUCCUCAAGUUUGGUUGCCAGGUGGAGUUCUGGAUCUGUUUGGUGCUCACGCUCUUUGGUUGGCUUCCUGGUAUCAUUUAUGCCGUCUAUGCCAUUACCAAGAACUGAACUUGAUUGAGUGGCAACACGUGAUGGGCCGAUGCGUCUCCAUCCAACGGUUGCAGAUUUCGUGGGAUAUCAUCUUCUUCUUCUUCGAACGUGUCUUUUCUCUUCGUUUUUUUUUUUUUUUUUUUUCAUGUAAUCAUCGUUAGUUGUCCGUAGCGUUGUGAUGAUAUGUUGUAUUGUUGGAUUUAUUUCCCAUGUAUGAAAUGGCGCCCUCGAUGUGUCGGCAGAUUUUCAGAUAUUGCCUUUAAUCUCGUUUCUUUAA